Molecule: messenger RNA, 3027 nt
Organism: Chinchilla lanigera (long-tailed chinchilla)
Lineage: Eukaryota; Metazoa; Chordata; Mammalia; Rodentia; Chinchillidae
Product: NEDD4-like E3 ubiquitin-protein ligase WWP1
Molecular function (GO): ubiquitin-protein transferase activity; protein binding
Source: RefSeq, a predicted model, not a curated record
CAUAACACUCGAACUACCACAUGGGAGAGACCACAGCCUUUGCCUCCAGGUUGGGAAAGAAGAGUUGAUGAUCGUGGGAGAGUUUAUUAUGUGGAUCAUAACACCAGAACAACAACGUGGCAGCGGCCUACCAUGGAAUCUGUUCGAAAUUUUGAACAGUGGCAAUCUCAGCGGAACCAGCUGCAGGGAGCUAUGCAACAGUUCAACCAGCGAUACCUCUAUUCGGCUUCAAUGUUAGCUGCAGAAAAUGACCCGUACGGACCUUUGCCACCAGGCUGGGAAAAAAGAGUGGAUUCAACAGACAGGGUGUACUUUGUGAAUCAUAACACAAAAACAACUCAGUGGGAAGACCCAAGAACUCAAGGUUUGCAGAAUGAAGAACCCUUGCCAGAAGGCUGGGAAAUAAGGUAUACUCGAGAAGGUGUUAGGUAUUUUGUUGAUCAUAACACAAGAACAACAACAUUCAAAGAUCCUCGCAAUGGGAAGUCAUCUGUAACUAAGGGUGGUCCACAGAUUGCUUAUGAGCGCAGCUUCAGGUGGAAACUUGCUCACUUCCGUUAUUUGUGCCAGUCUAAUGCACUACCCAGUCAUGUAAAGAUUAAUGUGUCCCGGCAGACAUUAUUUGAAGAUUCUUUCCAACAGAUUAUGGCAUUAAAACCUUACGAUUUGAGGAGGCGAUUAUAUGUAAUAUUUAGAGGAGAAGAAGGACUUGAUUAUGGUGGCCUAGCAAGAGAAUGGUUUUUCUUGCUUUCACAUGAAGUUUUGAACCCAAUGUAUUGCUUAUUUGAGUAUGCGGGCAAAAACAACUAUUGUCUACAGAUUAAUCCAGCAUCAACUAUUAAUCCAGACCAUCUUUCAUACUUCUGUUUCAUUGGUCGCUUUAUUGCAAUGGCACUAUUUCAUGGCAAGUUUAUUGAUACUGGUUUCUCUUUACCAUUCUACAAGCGCAUGCUAAGUAAAAAACUUACUAUUAAGGAUUUGGAAUCCAUUGAUACUGAAUUUUAUAACUCCCUUAUCUGGAUAAGAGAUAACAACAUUGAGGAAUGUGGCUUAGAAAUGUAUUUCUGUGUUGACAUGGAGAUUUUGGGUAAGGUCACUUCACAUGACCUGAAGUUGGGAGGUUCUAAUAUCCUGGUGACUGAGGAGAACAAAGAUGAAUAUAUUGGUUUAAUGACAGAAUGGCGUUUUUCUCGAGGAGUACAAGAACAGACCAAAGCUUUCCUUGAUGGUUUUAAUGAAGUUGUUCCCCUUCAGUGGCUACAGUACUUCGAUGAAAAGGAAUUGGAGGUUAUGCUGUGUGGCAUGCAGGAGGUUGACUUAGCAGAUUGGCAAAGAAAUACCGUUUAUCGACAUUAUACAAGAAACAGCAAACUUUGGUUUUGGCAGUUUGUGAAAGAGACAGACAAUGAGGUGAGAAUGCGACUAUUGCAGUUUGUCACUGGAACCUGCCGCUUACCUCUCGGAGGAUUUGCUGAGCUCAUGGGAAGUAACGGGCCUCAAAAAUUUUGUAUUGAAAAAGUUGGCAAAGACACGUGGUUACCAAGAAGCCACACAUGUUUUAAUCGCUUGGAUCUACCACCCUAUAAGAGUUACGAACAACUAAAGGAAAAACUUCUUUUUGCAAUAGAAGAGACAGAGGGAUUUGGACAAGAAUGAAUGUGGCUUCUUGUCUUGGAGGAGCGCUUGAAUUUAAAUACCCCAGCCAAGAAAAAUUGCGCAUAGUGUAUAUAAGCUGUUCAUUCUGUACAGUGAAUUGUCUUAACCUCUCAAAGCAUAAACGUUUUCCGUUCUUCCACAGAAUAUGCAAAAUAGUUCAUCGUUUUCUACUUUAUUUAUUGCUCCCUUGAAAUGACCAGGAAAAAGAUCAACCUUAAAUUUUGAAGCAAGAGACUUUAUUAAAAAUAAGUAUAUAUCUAUAAAAGCAUAUAUGAUAGUGGCUCUAGUUUUAUAGAGCUUCAGGUGUAUUAAACACGACAGCUGUUCAUUCACACAGAUCUGAAUUUGCUUUACCUUGUUUCUAUGAUCCAGGGGAAAUGUGCAAAUUGCUCCAUGUUCUUCUCCCUUAUGUAACAUCUCCAGAGGGUGUUUAGUUGCAUGGCUAUUGAGGAAGGUAUUAAGGGCUUAGGCCAAAUCUUGAGUGUGUUAAAAAAUGCUGCUGGCUUUUCUGAAGACAGGUACUUGAACCUGUCAGUUUGUUUUAAAUAAAUACAAUAGUGCAAAAUUUCCUUCUUUGCUAUAUCAGUAAUACAGUAAAAAUAAUGAGUGAAACUGUAACUUACAUGGAAGUCAUUGCUAGAUUUAAUAAAAUUUAGUUUGUUAUGGAGGUUGGAAAGAAUUCAUUGAACAGCGUAGAGAUUUGUUUACAUGUUACUUUGGGAUGAUAGUUACUUGUGAAAUUAAAAAGAAGUGGCUAUUCUGUUGUUAAAAUGUGAUUCUUUAAAUUUAAUUCACAAUAAAUUGAUACAGUUUGAUACUUAGGAACAUACAAAAGGUAAUGCAAAGUUUGCCACUUUUGUUCAUGUUCAAAGUUUUGGUUUUAUAAAACGAAAUAGAGUAAAUAAAACCAGAUGGAUUCAAAAGGGUUACAUAAACAUUUGAACACUUAAAUAGGAGACUAACGAUUUUCUAUUCAUGUUUGAGUAUCUUCAGUAUAAAUUCAUGAAAAUUCUGUGUAUCUGAAUAAGCAUAACCCUUUCUUUUACAUAGAUCAAUUUAUUUUUAUCCUAAUACUUUGUAUUUCAUUAUAAGGGCAUUUGUUGAACUACAAAGAUGUAUAUAACAAAUCAAAAUUUGAUGUGAAUGAUGUUAAUGCUGCUUUUAGCAAACUGGGCUUCCUAAUACAGAAAUUAUAAAUUUCCAGUUUUAAUCAUGCUUUCAAAUAUGCACUGUAAAUUUCAUUAACUUAAAAUUUUUUAUAACUGUGGAACUGACUUUUUAGAAUGUGUUACUUGUAAAUAUUCCACCGCUAAGUGCACAUGGAAAAUACUAGUAUACAAUUUAACUUCCAUAAACACUUGUUUUUGUUUU